AUGAUCAAAAUAACACCAGGCAGCAAAACCACAGGAAUAGUGGCCGGCCCUGCCACACCAGAUUGGCCCAGCGCAGCCCGCAGGGGCUCCCGGCGGAUAAGGGGCGGGGCUCGCAGCCCGCGGCCCGCAGCCCUGCGGGGUCAGACCCUGGACCCAGACGCCGUGUCGCCAGCCCGGGUGCCCGGUGGGGAGGUGCAGGGCCGGACCCCAGGGCAGCGCCCAGCCGCGGCGCCUCUCACCUGCCCGCCCGCGCCCUGCGCCCCCGCAGGAAGUGCGGGCCUCGGUGCAGAGAGGAGAAACUGCCAGAGGUCGGGGAGAAAAGAGUACGGAGGGGAGAGGCGGCGACCAGAGGGUGGGGAGCUACGGUUCCUGUCAUGUGACCCCCUCCCCUCGACUCUCUCGCAGCCCUGCCCGGCGUGGCGGGAGCCGGUCGGAGGACGGUCUCCUCCCGGGACUUGGUCUCUGGGCCCCAGGAUUUCUCUUCAUCACUGA
Messenger RNA from Rangifer tarandus platyrhynchus (Svalbard reindeer), 492 nucleotides. The record is from the annotation of a GenBank genome assembly. NCBI's taxonomy places the organism in Eukaryota, Metazoa, Chordata, Mammalia, Artiodactyla, Cervidae.